AUGGAACGUUUUGAUGUCACUUUGUUAUUAAAAGUGUGGUUAAUUAGUAUAAUAACAGUAAAUUGUAAUGCUGCUACAACAAAAGAACUAUAUAAAAAUCAAAUACCUACGCAAGGAUUAUACAAUGCCAGUGAUAACGUAAUUGUUUUAAAUGUCACUAAUUUUAAGUCAUCUGUUUAUGAAGACACUAAAGGUUGGUUAGUCGAAUUUUAUAAUAGUUGGUGUGGCUUUUGUCUCCGAUUUGCACCAGUGUGGAAAGAUUUCGCUAAUAACAUUUAUGCAUGGAAAGAUAUUGUAGUAGUGGCUGCAAUAGAUUGUGCAGAUGAUGAUAAUAAUCCAAUUUGUCGUGAAUACGAAAUUAUGCAUUAUCCAAUGCUUAAAUACUUUUCUGUAAAUGCACACCCACCAUCAUUAGGUGUAUUGAUGGGCAAAUAUGAUAAUGUUAAUGAGCUUAGAUAUAACUUAAUUGCUUUAUUGGAAAGAGAACAGCAAGAAGGAAGGGGUACUUUAUGGCCUAAUAUCACACCAUAUAGAAAUUAUGAAACAACAAAUAUUUGGAAAGCUGUAUCAAAUACUGUAAAAUAUUUCUUUUUAUUAUUUGAAAAGACAGAUUCACAUUUAGGUGCAGAAGUUAUAUUAGAUAUGCAUAAGAUUACAACAUUACAAAUAAGAACAGUAUUGUCUGAUAAUGAAUUAUUAUGCGAGACAAAUAAAGUCACAAAUUUUCCUAGUUUGAUAGUUUUUAGUCGUAAUGAAACACAGAAAUUUCUUAAAAUUGGAAUACCAACAAGAGAAGGUGUCUACAAUACUAUUAAAGAUUUUAUGAUUUCAAAAGGUGAAACUAUUAAUGAACAAACUUCUGUAAAUGGUCAUUCAAUAGAAAUUGAAAAUCAUAAAUCAAAUACUGAAAAUUCAAAACAAUCUCAAGCAACAGAACAGUCAGAGAAUUUAGGGAUAACUGGUGAUCAUUUAUAUCAACUGGAUUUGGAAAAUGCUUUAAGAUAUUCAAUCAUUCAUGAAAUUCCAUUACAUAAAGUAAUAAAAGAUGAAAAAAUGGAUGCACUGAAGAAGUAUUUGAAUGUACUAGCUGAAUAUUUCCCUCUUAGAUAUGGUAAUAUUUUUCUAGAGACUAUUAGUGAUAUUAUUAAGAAAAGAAGUAAUAUAUCUGGAGAGGAAUUUAGUCAAAUAGUAAAAUCUAUGGAAGAAGAAAUGUCACCUAUAUAUUCUGGACCUUCAAAAUGGAUUGGAUGCAAAGGAAGUAAUGAGCAAUAUCGUGGAUAUCCCUGUGGUCUUUGGACAAUGUUUCAUAUGUUAACAGUUAAUUUUGCUAUUAGAAACAAGGAUGUUGAACAUGAACCAAGAAAAGUAUUAGAAGCCAUGCAUGGAUAUAUUCAACAUUUCUUUGGAUGUGCUGAUUGUUCUCAACAUUUUGUCCAAAUGGCUUCAAAAAAUAAAAUGUUUGAUAUAUCUAAUGCUAAUGAUAGUGUUUUGUGGUUGUGGUCAGCUCAUAAUGAAGUAAAUGCAAGAUUAUCAGGUGAUGAUACAGAAGAUCCAAAAUAUAAAAAAAUUCAGUACCCAGCAACUCAACAUUGUCCAAAUUGUAGAUAUGAAAAUGGUACUUGGAAUGAAGAAAAUGUUCUACAUUAUCUGAUCACAAAAUAUAAUUCUAAAGGAAUAAAUUAUUACGAUUCAAUUGACAAACGUAAGGAUAAUGUGAAUAAGAUGAAAAUAAGACAGGAAAGACUUGUAUUGAGUAAAUAUAUAAAUAACAAUAAAAAACUUGGAUGGGAUUUUACAAUUUUUGACAUAAGUAUUUGUGUUGUGUUGUAUGUUGUAUCUGGUAUCAUACUCACAUUAGUCUGUAUAAAAUUUGCAGUCAAAAGAACUUACAGAAAAAGAACGUAUAUUAGCUUAUUUCCAAAGUAUGAUUUUUAUUUUUGUUAA
Molecule: messenger RNA, 1944 nt
Organism: Habropoda laboriosa
Lineage: Eukaryota; Metazoa; Arthropoda; Insecta; Hymenoptera; Apidae
Product: sulfhydryl oxidase 1-like
Exons: 3
Coding region: 1-1944 (647 amino acids)
Biological process (GO): protein folding
Cellular component (GO): Golgi membrane
Molecular function (GO): protein disulfide isomerase activity; flavin-dependent sulfhydryl oxidase activity
Source: RefSeq, a predicted model, not a curated record